AUGGAUUCAAAUCUUGAACCGAUGCCAAUUACUUCACAAAAACAUGACCCAGCAUGGAAGCAUUGUCAGUUGUUUAAGAAUGGGGAGAAAGUGCAACUCAAGUGUAUAUAUUGUCUUAAGAUGUUCAAAGGUGGUGGGAUUCAUAGGUUUAAGGAACACCUUGCUUGUCAGAAAGGGAAUGCUUCAAUGUGCAGUAGUGUCCCUGCUGAUGUUAGGGCUCAUAUGCAGCAGAGUUUGGAUGGGGUUGUGGUGAAAAAGAGGAAGAGGCAGAAAAUUGAGGAAGAGAUUAUGAAUGUUAAUCCUUUAGCUACUGUUUUGAAUGGUGCUUCUAAUCAGAUGGAUGUGAAUCAUAUGGUGGUUCAGCCUGUUGGAGUUCUUGAUUCAGUGGAACAAAAUUCAUGUCACAUGUUACCGUCUCUGGGUGAUGGAAUGAGUAAAAAUGUAGAGAGAAGGAAGAAGAUUAGAGCUACUAAGAAUCCUGCAGUAGUGGUUUAUUCAAACUCUGAGGCUGAGACUGGUGUUGCCGCUGUGGAGAAGAAUGCGACCUUCCCGAAAAAGGUGGACAAUCAUAUUCAUAUGGCUAUAGGAAGGUUUUUGUAUGAUAUCGGUGCGCCUCUUGAUGCUGUGAACUCGAUAUAUUUCGAGCAAAUGGUUGAAGCGAUUGCUUCUGGGGGGUCGGGUUUUCAACGUCCCUCGCAUCAUGAACUUCGUGGCUGGGUCCUGAAAAACUCUGUGGAAGAUGUGAAGAAUGAUAUAGAUAGAUGCAAGAUGACAUGGGGGAGGACCGGCUGUUCUAUUUUGGCUGAUCAAUGGACUACAGAAGCUGGUAGAAUACUGAUAAGUUUUCUGGCUUAUUGUCCUGAAGGCAUAGUGUUUCUGAAAUCCUUGGAUGCGACUGAGAUAUCGACAUCGGCGGAUUUUUUAUACGACUUGAUAAAACAAGUAGUGGAAGAAGUUGGGGUCGGGCAAGUUGUGCAAGUGAUUACAUCGGGAGAAGAACCAUAUGCUGUUGCUGGGAAAAUGCUAACCGAUGCUUUUCCUAACAUUUAUUGGAGCCCUUCUGCAGCUCAUUGCAUCGAUUUGAUACUUGAAGAUUUUGGAAAUCUUGAGUGGAUUAGUGCAGUGAUUGAACAAGCUAAAUCUGUAACAAGAUUUGUCUACAAUUACAGUGCAAUUUUGAAUAUGGUUAGAAGGUAUACUUUAGGGAAUGAUAUUGUGGAUCCCUCGUCCUCGCGCUUCACGACAAACUUCACCACUUUGAAACGAAUGGUUGAUCUUAGACACAAUUUACAGGCCAUGGUUACUUCUCAGGAAUGGAUGGAUUGCCCAUAUUCAAAGAAAACAGCAGGCUUGGAAAUGUUGGAUAUUCUAAGCAAUCAAACAUUUUGGUCGUCGUGUGAAAUGAUUGUUCGUCUGACACUUCCACUCUUGAGAGUUUUGAGAAUAUCUUCGAGUGAGAUGAGACCGGCAAUGGGAUACACUUACGCUGGCAUGUACCGAGCAAAAGAAGCGAUUAAAAAAGCGCUUAUCAAGAGAGAGGAUUAUAUGGUGUACUGGAAUAUUAUACAUCAAAGAUGGGAUAGGCUUUGGCAUCAUCCUCUUCAAGCCGCAGGCUUCUUUCUUAAUCCGAAAUUCUUCUAUAGCAUUCAAGGCGAUAUACACAGCGAGAUUCUCUCCGGGAUGUUUGACUGCAUAGAGAGAUUGGUACCUGAUACACGAGUCCAAGAUAAAAUUAUCAAAGAGUUAAACUCGUACAAGUCGGCCGCAGGAGACUUUGGGAGAAAGAUGGCAAUCAGAGCUAGAGAUAAUCUGCUUCCUUCUGAAUGGUGGUCGACAUAUGGAGGAGGCUGUCCUAACUUGUCACGCUUAGCCAUUCGCAUUCUUAGCCAAACAUCAAGUGAAAUAUUCUGCAAGAGAAGCCAAAUUCCUUUAGAACAAAUAAUCAAUACAAGGAAUUAUAUAGAGCGCCAACAUCUUACUGAUCUGGUCUUUGUUCAUUACAACCUCCGAUUGAGACAAAUGUUUAUGAAUAAAGAACAAGAAUCUAGUGACCCCUUGUCAUUCGAUAACAUUUCUAAUGUUGAAGACUGGAUCAGGCCACGGGAGUUAUACUUAGAAGAGUACGGGAACUCAGAUUGGAUGACACUCGAUUCGUCUUCCAUUAACACAAUGCUUUCAAGGCCUUUAAAUGAUGAACCUGAAGAAAUUUAUGAAGGGUUUGAUGAUCAUGAGAUUUUCAUUAGUCUGAAAGACGAUGAGAAUGUGAAUCCUGGAGACUCGUUCGAAAACCCUUAG
Molecule: messenger RNA, 2295 nt
Organism: Lathyrus sativus (Indian pea)
Lineage: Eukaryota; Viridiplantae; Streptophyta; Magnoliopsida; Fabales; Fabaceae
Source: the annotation of a GenBank genome assembly